Talaromyces proteolyticus is the source of this 1474-nucleotide messenger RNA. RefSeq names its product putative 60S ribosome biogenesis protein Brx1. Gene Ontology annotation, molecular function: rRNA binding. NCBI's taxonomy places the organism in Eukaryota, Fungi, Ascomycota, Eurotiomycetes, Eurotiales, Trichocomaceae. Gene Ontology annotation, cellular component: nucleolus. Gene Ontology annotation, biological process: ribosomal large subunit assembly; rRNA processing. The coding region runs from base 186 to 1271 and encodes 361 amino acids. The record is from RefSeq and is a predicted model, not a curated record. The transcript has 2 exons.
UAUCGCUCAUUGAUUGGCUGGCUGUGACGGUGGAGACAAUCGACGGGCGGUGAACGACUAAAAAGUUCUGCCGCCGGGAUGAUAAAAAAAAGAUUGAAGAUUGCGGAACAGCUGCUUCCAGUCUUCUAUCUUUUAGAAGAGACAUUUUUGAUUUUCUUUCUGGUGUUAAUUUCACCACAGCCAUAAUGGCGUCCGUUUACAAAUCAAUCUCCAAGAAAAAGCAGGAGCGGCCUGUCGACGAAGAUAUCGACGAUGAGGAUAUUGACAUGGAAGAUAUGCUCGACGAAGACACCAGUGACAGCGACGAGGAUGAUGAGGAUAUUGAUGAAGACGGCGGAGUCGCUGUUAAUGGGCAGAAGACCGGGAGUCAUGAUGGAACAAUGCCUAAAAGCCGUGUUCUAAUGCUUACUUCCAGAGGGGUUACCCAUCGACACCGAUAUCUCCUUUCAGACAUGACUGCGCUGCUUCCGCAUACGCACAAAGAGAAUAAAUUGGAUACGAAAAAGAGUGGCGGAUACAAUAUGCUUCUUAAUUCUCUUGCAGAGCUGCACUCGUGCAAUGUUAUCUUCUUUCUUGAGGCCCGAAAACACGGCCAAGACUUGUAUCUUUGGCUUGCGCGACCACCUAACGGCCCCACCAUUAAAUUCUCUGUGACCAAUUUGCAUACUACGGGCGAAAUGGGCACUGGAUUUUCAGGCAACUGCCUGAAGGGCGGCCGCGGGGUGGUUGUUUUCGACAAGUCGUUCAAUGAAAAGGGUCCUGAGAUGGGCCAGAAUGGUACUGAAUACCGCGGACUUAUCAGAGAGAUGCUGCGCAAAGUCUUUUGUGUACCUAAGCGGGGCGUCAGGGGAGUGAAGCCAUUUAUCGAUCGUAUCAUCGGUGUCUUUGGCGUUGAUGGGAAGAUCUGGAUCAGGGUCUACGAGAUUCGAGAGUCCGAUGGUACUCAGAGCAAAAAAGGAGAUGAGAAUGAAAAGCAGGUCGUCAAGAGCAAGGAUGGUCUGCCGGAUAUAUCGCUCGUCGAGAUCGGACCUCGUUUUGUCCUGACUCCGAUUGUCAUCCUCGAAGGAAGUUUUGGUGGACCGGUCAUUUACGAGAACAAGGAGUACGUCAGUCCUAACCAAGUCCGCCGCGAUGUUCGCCUUCAGAAAGCAAGCCGAUAUGCCCAACGUCGGGACACGCAGACUGAUCACGUGGCCAAGAAGUCGACGCUGGGACUGGGGAGAGAAGGCAGGAAGAGAGAUGCACUGGAUACGAGAGAGGUAUUUGGUUGAGACGGGAAAGAUAAAGGCUCUAUUUAUGCUUCUGUGUAAUAUGGUUAUAUUGUCUUCGUGGAAAUAUCCUCUACCACUUGCAUUAUUUCGAUGCGAUAUCAGUUGACAUUAUUCAUGUAUGCUGUUCUGGCGUUGACUGGAGUUGUGUUGAUAGUGGAUCAAAAGCUGCAUCAUUCAAAUUCAAGAAAAUAACUUCUAUCUAG